Solanum lycopersicum (tomato) is the source of this 1185-nucleotide messenger RNA. RefSeq names its product protein trichome birefringence-like 8. The record is from RefSeq and is a predicted model, not a curated record. Gene Ontology annotation, cellular component: Golgi apparatus. Lineage: Eukaryota; Viridiplantae; Streptophyta; Magnoliopsida; Solanales; Solanaceae. Gene Ontology annotation, molecular function: O-acetyltransferase activity.
UUCUUGUUAAAAUUUGUAAAGAAAUAUAUGUAUCAUGUAUUAUUUUUUCUAUUUUUAUUCUUUUCUUCUAUUCUUUUCUACAAUUUACUAAGCCCACUUUAUCAUGACCCUCUUGUAAUUAGCAAUAUUGGUUUUUUUGCCAAAAAUUCUACUUGUGAUUACUCUUAUGGAAAAUGGAUUUGGGAUGAAAAAUAUGUUGUUGAUCAAUAUAAUGAGAAUUGUCCAUUCUUGGAUCCCGGUUUCCGGUGCCGGAAAAGUGGUCGCCGGGAUAUGGAUUACCGGAAGUGGCGAUGGCAACCUCAACAUUGUCAUCUUCCAAGGUUCAAUGCAAAGGAUUUCCUCGAACGUAGUCGAAAUGGUCGAAUAGUGUUUGCUGGAGAUUCAAUAGGAAGAAACCAAUGGGAGUCAAUGAUAUGUAUGUUAGCACAAGGUGUGUCUAACCAAUCCACCAUAUAUGAAGAAUUUGGAAACCCCAUAACCAAACACAGAGGUUAUCUCUCUAUGAAGUUUCAAGAAUACAACCUUACUGUUGAAUAUUACAGAGUACCUUUCUUAGUAGUCGUUGAUCGUCCUCCCGCGAAUGCAUCGAAAGAAGUGAGGGGAGUGAUCAGGCUUGAUAAGCUGCAUUGGUAUUUCACAAAGUGGGUUAAUGCAGAUGUAAUUAUAUUCAAUGCUGGACAUUGGUGGAAUGAAGAUAAAACUAUUAACAUGUAUGAAUCUCAAGUGCUUUAGCAAUAAUCACAUAUAUCUGGAUUCUUUUGACCAUAAGAACUUCAGCAAUCACUAACAUAACACAAAAUGUAUUGCAGGGGCAUCCAUUUCCAAGAAGGAACAACGGUGAACAUGACGAUGAAUGUAGUGGAAGCUUUUCAAAGAUCAUUGAGUACUUGGGCGUCAUGGGUGAUUCAAAAUACCAAGCCUGAAAAGAGUCACAUCUUCUUCCGUAGCGUUUCACCAGUACACUACAGGUAAGUACUUUGUAGGAACUAAUCAGUUGCAACACAAAUACACUAUACUAAGACUGAAUUUGGUGAAAUUGAUUUGCAGGGAUGGAGCUUGGAAUGAAGGUGGCCAUUGCCACACAAAUACAGCACCGGAAACAGACUAUACUAAGCUGGAGAAAGAGCCAACCAACAACAUAUUCAUUUCUGAGGUAGUUGAGAAAAUGCAAAAUACAAGAAGAAA